Danaus chrysippus (African queen) is the source of this 783-nucleotide messenger RNA. NCBI's taxonomy places the organism in Eukaryota, Metazoa, Arthropoda, Insecta, Lepidoptera, Nymphalidae. The record is from the annotation of a GenBank genome assembly.
AUGAUUUUAGAAAAGGAUACUAUGGAAUCUAAAAAAUACGUCGUCGUUAAAAACCACGUUCGCGAAAUAGUAGACAAUGAAAAUGAGGGUGUUACAGAGGAAACAACGGAGGCAGACAAACAGAAGACUUCGAAGAAGUCUAAAAAAGCAAAGAAGGAGCAAACUUCUGCCACCGAAGACGAAAACGUCAGUGAUAUAAAAGAAAAAGAUCUAGAACAGCUUCUAUCAGCUUACAACAGUUGUAAAGCCAUAAUAUCUAAAAUAGAAACGAAAUACGGACACUUAUUAAACUUAAACAGUAACGAAGAAGAAACGGAAUAUGAUACUUCCAGGAAAAGAAAAUAUAGGUACAACCAAUGUUAUUGUACUCCACAGAAAAGGUACAGAUACGACGAAGGUGGUUCACAAUACUACAAUAAUAGAUACUCUGGACAGUGGGGUUAUAAUCAAUAUAAUAAUUACGACACAAGUUACAACAGACAAUCAAAUUACGAUUCAUCAUACAACUAUUAUAAUCGUAAAUCACAUGUUGAAGUCGAGGAUGAAAGUAGCUAUGAUCUGCCGAACUCAUUGUGCGAGUUAGGAGAUCUGUUGAAAGAUCCAUCAAUACAUAGGAGCUAUAGAUAUAGAAUUAUACAGCAAAUGAAGUACAUGAGACGGGAAUAUUCAAGCCUUAUGAAGUAUGAUAAGAGAUUUAUGAUCGAGCAGCUGAAGUUGAAUCCCGAUGAAUAUUUUGAGUUUAAAGGUUCGAACUUAUCAACACUAGAAGGAUAUCCUGCAUAG